Messenger RNA from Rhopilema esculentum, 9234 nucleotides. NCBI's taxonomy places the organism in Eukaryota, Metazoa, Cnidaria, Scyphozoa, Rhizostomeae, Rhizostomatidae. The record is from RefSeq and is a predicted model, not a curated record.
UGUCAGUAAAAAGACACUUGAUAAUACGACUUUUCCUCGAUCGAUGCAAUUAAUGCGUUCGGUUUUCACUUGGCAAUAACACUGUCGUGCAUUCAGUAAAAAAGUGGUAAAAUCAACUUUGAUUUAAGGCAGUUGUUCCAGACAGUUCCAGACAGUUAGAUGAUGCUUCUAAAUGUGAUAUCAUGUGAGUUAGAUGUGAUGGGGGGCUCUACAGCUCUGCCUGCUUCCAUCGAUGAUAGGUAAUAUUAUUUCAAGUAUUUCAAAUUGGGUUCAUAGUUCUGAACUUAUUAGCUUACGCUAAAUUCUGCACAAGAGUAAGCUUUGAAGCAUAUGCCUUUUCAUCUUGCAUAUCCAGACAACGUGAACACGUACGUUUUCCGCAUGUCCAUGCGGGAAGCUUGAAACAAUAUGCCAUAAGCUUUUUCAGUUCAUAGUUUCCAGACAUGCCGUCGAGGAAUGUUCCUCUUGCCCUUCUACUUGUACGGAGAAAAAAUUAAAAGGAACAGCAAAACAUGCUGGUAUGUUCUACCUACAAAUACUUUGCGAACCGUUUGGGGGGGAUUGUGCCGUUAUUGUCAACGAGUCGCGUUUGAUGUCAAUGAUUCCUGUAUAAAUAGCCAUUUUUCUUGCUCCUGUCCAAUAAUUAAAUAUUUCUGCCGAUUCCUUACCCUGGGUUCCAGACCGACGCUCCUCUAGUAAGGAAUCAUACAUGUGGGGGUAUUUUUGUAUCUCUUCACAAAGUUUUCUUUCAGAGUCGGCCAUUGCUAAGACAUUUUCCGUACGGAAGGCAAAAAAAGUUGAAGAUUUCUCAACUCGAUAAGUUCAAGGCAUACGGGUUUGCGGAAAACAGAAUAAACUUCCUUGCGCUGACACGCAAAACUAUUUUUUGAUAUAAUGUAGAAAAUGAUGCAUGGAAUCUUAAUUUCAAGUUUUCGGUUAAUUAUUAUUGUCCGUACUAUAUAGCUAGGUAUUUACGAAAUAAUAGUGAUUACAAAAGAUACUACUCCCAAGAUUAAUUAGAUAAAUUGAAUGAAGAUACAAAAAUCCCAAAUGAAAUAAUUAAUGAGCCUAAAGGUGCAAUUAGAUAAUAAAAGGAAUUAUAAACAAUCGAAUGUACAAAAGGUGUUAAAUAACUAAGGUUACAAGUUGUAAAACAAACGAAAUCCAAACUAGCACUAUUACACCAUUCGGGAGAAAAUCAUGAGAGAAUUCCUAGAAAGACUCAAAGAUAGUUCUGGCAAGUUCUUGCAGGAAGAAACGUCUGGAACCUCAAAUAUGCGGACGACACGACGAUUCAGGUCCAGAAAGGAAUGCAAAGAGAUGGGCGAGGAAAUGAUGACCGUUAGCAAAGAAGUGGACCUCUACAUCAAUAAAUCCAUUUGCAAUGAAAGUGCACGGAGGUGGAGAGUUGGAGAUCGAUGGUGAAAGGAUUGAGGAAGUGAAAAAAGGUGAAACUCAGGGGAUCAUAAAGAGUAGAAUUUCUCAUUUCUUGAACUGUUGCAGACAAAAUGGCAGAAAUGUGGCAGUCAGGAGAAUUGAGCAUUCGUCUUAAAGUAAGACUAAACUAUGAUGGUUUGGAGCAUAGUUUUGUAUGGUUGUGAAACGUGAACCAUAAAUAAGUAAGACAGAUAAAGAUCAAUGCCUUUGAGAUGUGCCUGUGGAGAAAAAAGAUGAGAGUUAGACAGGGGUGGCGCUAGAGACAAACCUUCAAGGUGCCGAAGUUUAUAUUCUCCGUAACUGCCGACGCUGAAUGUGUCAAAUUGCCGACAGGCAGGGCCGUCGCGAGGCAAGCCUUGUUUGGGGUGAGGUGUGUAAUGCAAAUUUACCUGAUUAAAAAAUUAUUGCCUUAAACUUUUUAGCUGGUGUCACAAACCUCUGCAAUACAUUUUGUCAAUCUAACUCUGUAUGAUAAUAACCGACUUUCCUAAUAGUCUUGUCAAAUCUCUAUAUCGGGACGGGCAAAAUAUAUAGUUACUACCUGAGGCGGCACCAUGGUUGCCGCCGAAGGGACAGGAAAUGCACUCUUUUAAGCAGAUUUCACUAAAGCAAUCCUCCUAAUCCUAUUGAAAAUUAUUGUCUUUUUGCAAAACUUUUUUACAGCAGUUAAAAACAACAUCUUUGCCGUGGUCUUGAAAAAUACCAGGUUGUCAGUUACUUCUAAAUUUAGAUCCCUCUUUCCAUCUUAGCAUGCCUUUUGAAUGUUAAGGAAAAUAUGGAGCUCAUAGUGAAUUGCAGUUGACGCUUCUACUGGGAAACUUUAGGAGAAAUGGACACGAGGCACAAUUUUACCUAAGAUAGCUUGAUCCUUCAUUGAUUUUAUGACAGGAAAGUCUCUGAAAUACCUAAAGCGUUUCUUCCACCGAGCGGAUUUUACCUGAAAUUUCCUAUUGAGAUACUAUUGGGGUGGGUGUGACAACCCCCCAGUCGCGAAGCCCCUGAGCAGCACCUCCAAUGAAGGGGCACCGAGGGGUCAUGGCCCCCACUUUUUUACAAAGCAAUAGAGCAUUUUUCCAAAAUCUUUUGUUGUGGGUGCAAAAUUCUCCCUUGACCCCUCCCCACUCCCCACUUUCCAACCUGUGUCGGAGUCCACGAGAUUUUCUCGGCAAUUUGUGCCUUGUAAGAAACUUAAUGCGCAAAUAUUGCCUAUAGUUGAAUAUUUCUUCCUAUCUAUGGUGGAAGAAGUUAAUCGAUGGUUUUCUCUAAACCAUUUGUUUGUCACAAGCUAUGCGGUGAACAAUGCUAUUGAAAAAUAGUUGAUGAAAAAGGAAAAGAAAUGCUUUUUGAAAAAUCUAUUACGCAAAAUGUGCUCAUGAUCGAAAUGUUUUCAUUGGCAAUAAUAAUGUCUUGAAACGAAAAGAGAAUCCCUAAAAUUCAUUAAAGACUUUAUUUAUGACAGCGUGAUUUUGCUGUUGUUAGGGUAAAUUUCCUUGAAACGGUCCAAAACAUGAUUCAAAUCAAGCAUCUCUGCACGAUUCGCAUGAAUUCCAAGCAGCAACAGGGAUUUCAACUGAGAGGGGCACCAUGGUGGGUCAUGCGAGGGAGCACCAUGAAAUUAAGUCACAGCUUUCACGGGAGCGACAGGAUAUAAUGCCACUAUGAUAAUAAAAUUGCCGAAGAAAAGCCAUUGAGAAAACCAUAAACCAGCCAGUGCAGUUUUCUCCUCGAUUAUUUAUGUCAUUCAAAAACAUGUAAACCGGGUGACAUCCAUCAAGUGCCGACGGUAUUGAGAAAGCAAAAAUUGAUUGGCUGCCGACGGGGGGGCUAACAAAAAUCUAGGGGGGGCUAAAGCCCCCCCUUGCCCCCCAUGCCACCACUCCUGGAGUUAGAUGGACAGAGAGAGGAAAAAAUGAGUGGGUAAUAGAACAAGUAGGAGUAACCAUAAAUCAUAGGGUGUCGCGUGAAGUUCGAAAAAGAAAAUUCAGAGAAUAUGGCCAUUGGAAGAGGAGAGGUGACAGCUUGGUACUUUCUUCCAUUGAAGGGGGGACGGAAGGAGAAAGAAAGAGAGGGAGAGAGAGAGAGAGAAGAAUGGAUGACAAAAACCAUAAUAUGGCAAGGCGAAAUGAAGCAAGCUUAUAGACAUGCUUAUAAGAGGAGGUCAAUGGUCCAAUCUUGAUGGACUUCGGCAACAUCAUUCAUUCAUUUACUUCUGUAUUGAUUGCAUAAUACCUAUAAUCUAUUUAAUCAUUUGAAAACAGGUCAAAUCUGACAAAACAUCCAAAAAUGAAUCAUAAUAUUAAUUAUAAAUCAAUAGAUGGAACUGCAUAAAAUGUAAUACCUGCAUAAAAAACUUACCAUAAAUACAUUUGAUUCGAUUGAUGAUGCGAAGAGCACUAUUCACGACGAAUGUAAUGAACUAAAGAAAGAGAAACCCACUAUUGUUUGCUUUUGCAAAGAACCCGUUGGCAAGAUUCAUCUUGUCCCCUGGCUUCAAUUUGUUUCAUGAUAAUUGCUAUGGAUAUCGUUUGAUAUGCAAUAAGCUUGUUUUUUAUAAGGCGGUGAUCAUGGGUUGUUUAAGAAAACAGGAGAAGAGGACAGAUGCAGGCAUGCUUAAUGAUGCAAAUGAAAAUAUGCUGGACAGACAUCAUUUGGAGAAUAGCAACCCCAAACUUGGUGUUUUAUAUAGGCUUUCAUCGUUGUUACGAUUAUGGAUGCUUGCAAAUCUAUGGAACGAUUGUAAUGGGCUGAUUCUUCGCCUCCCUUGCCUGGUGCAUGCAGAUUUUACGAUAUUCGAAGUUGAUUGGUCCCUACAAGGAAGCCUGUUGGCAACAAUACAAGGUAUCCAUGAUGCAGACUGCACAUUGGAAUGUGUAAAGCAUCUUAAAUGCAAAUCAUACAAUAUACAGAAUGUCACAGCAGUUUGUGAACUGAACAGUAAGAUUGCUGGUGAAAAUGGAAGUAGUCUUGUUCAAAGACCUGGCUGGGUUUACAAGUCAACAGAUUACAACCAGACAGAGGUUGGAGAGACAUGCCAGAAGCUUCAUCCGUGUGCAAGUAACGUCCUCUGCAGGGAAACCUGUCACCAUCCUUACUACGAAUGCAUUCAUUGUGAUAAAAAGCAAACGGGCUUACAUUGCGACAAGCUGCAAGAUGAAGAUAAAUGCGAAAGUGACCCAUGUCUGAACAAGGGGACAUGCACGAAUACCGAAGAGAGCUACAAAUGUACAUGUGUAUCUGGAUAUACAGGCACUGCUUGUGAACAAGAAAUCAACGAAUGUGCCAGUCUUCCCUGCUUUAAUGGCGGGACCUGCGUUGACAAGCUGAAUAGCUUCGAAUGUACUUGUAAAUCUGGAUUCCAAGGAAAACAUUGUGAAUCAGAAAUUAUGGAAUGUCAAAGCUCUCCUUGCAAAAACGGUGGUAGCUGUAUAGAAAAAACGAAUGGAUAUUCAUGCGUUUGCCAACCAGGAUACACAGGAACAGAAUGCUGGACAAAUAUUGACGAAUGCGGAAGUGCGCCAUGUCGCAACGGUGGUACAUGUACGGACCAACUGAAUUCUUAUCACUGCUCUUGCCCAACACAGUGGCAAGGAAGUACCUGUGCGGAGAAUAACUACUGUCAUAGCAGCCCUUGUUUGAACCAAGGGACUUGCACAAAUUCUGCGUCAAGCUUCCAAUGCUCUUGUGCUGCUGGUUUUCAGGGAAACAGAUGCGAGACAAAUCUUGACGAGUGUGGUAGCUCCCCCUGCCAAAAUGGUGGCAAUUGCACAGAUCUGAUAAACAGUUACAGCUGCUCGUGCCUCAGAGGAUACGGUGGAUUUGACUGCUCGACUAACAUCAACGAAUGUGCAAGCAGUCCCUGUUCGAAUGGAGGAACUUGCAAUGAUCAGGUUGGCUAUUAUUCCUGUCAGUGCACCACUCCAUGGACUGGGGUAAAUUGUGCUGUUUACAACGGAUGUGCUAGCUCCCCAUGUCAAAAUAAUGGCAACUGCACAAAUCAAACAGCCAGCUACAAGUGCUCAUGCGCGAGAGGAUACAGCGGAUAUCAUUGCCAAGAUGAAUCAUCAUCAUGGUGCGGUUUGAUUGUAAAAUGCAAUUAUAACACAAGAUUAUGGAUGCUUGCAAAUCUAUGGAAUUAUUGCAAUGGGCUGAUUCUUCGCCUCCCUUGCCUGGUCCAUGCAGAUUUCACGAUAUUUGAAGUUGAUUGGUCUCUUCAAGGAAGCCUGUUGGCAACAAUACAAGGUAUCCAUGAUGCAGACUGCACUUUGGAAUGUGUAAAGCAUCCGAAAUGUAAAUCAUACAAUAUACAGAAUGUCACAGCAGUUUGUGAGCUGAACAGUAAGAUUGCUGGUGAAAAUGGAAGUAGUCUUGUUCAAAGACCUGGCUGGGUUUACAAGUCAACAGAUUACAACCAGACAGAGGUUGGAGAGACAUGCCAGAAGCUUCAUCCGUGUGCUAGUAACGUCCUCUGCAGGGAAACGUGUCACCAUCCUUACUACGAAUGCAUUCAUUGUGAUGAAAAGCAAACGGGCUUACAUUGCGACAAGCUGCAAGAUGAAGAUAAAUGCGAAAGUGACCCAUGUCUGAACAAUGGAACAUGUACAAAUACUGAAGAGAGCUACAAAUGUACGUGUGCAUCUGGAUACACAGGCACUGCAUGUGAACAAGAAAUCAACGAAUGUGCCAGUCUUCCCUGCUUUCAUGGCGGGACCUGCGUUGACAAGCUGAAUAGCUUCGAAUGUACUUGUAAAUCUGGAUUCCAAGGAAAACAUUGUGAAUCAGAAAUUAUGGAAUGUCAAAGUUCUCCUUGCAAAAACGGUGGUAGCUGUAUAGAAGCAACGAAUGGAUAUUCAUGCGUUUGCCAACCAGGAUACACAGGAACAGAAUGCUUGACAAAUAUCGACGAAUGCGGAAGUGCGCCAUGUCGCAACGGUGGUACAUGUACGGACCAACUGAAUUCUUAUCACUGCUCUUGCCCAACACAAUGGCAAGGAAGUACCUGUGCGGAGAACAACUACUGUCAUAGCAGCCCUUGUUUGAACCAAGGGACUUGCACAAAUUCUGCGUCAAGCUUCCAAUGCUCUUGUGCUGCUGGUUUUCAGGGAAACAGAUGCGAGACAGAUUUUGACGAGUGUAGUAGCUCCCCCUGCCAAAAUGGUGGCAGUUGCACAGAUCUGAUCAACGGUUACAGUUGCUCAUGCCUCAGGGGAUACAGUGGAGUUGACUGCUCGACUAACAUCAACGAAUGUGCAAGCAGUCCCUGUUCGAAUGGAGGAACUUGCAAUGAUCAGGUUGGCUAUUAUUCCUGUGAGUGCACCACUGCAUGGGCUGGGAUAAACUGUGAUGUUUACAACGGAUGUGUUAGCUCCCCAUGUCAAAAUAAUGGCAACUGCACAAAUCAAAUAGAGGGCUACAGGUGCUCAUGCGCAAGUGAAUACCGCGGAGAUAAUUGCCAAGAGAAUGACUACUGUCACAGCAGCCCUUGUUUGAACGAGGGGACGUGCACAAAUUAUGCGUCAAGCUUCCAAUGCGAUUGUGCUACUGGCUAUAGCGGAGACAUAUGCGAGGAAGGUCCGGGGUCGUCUUUAAUGAUCCAGAAGAACAGAAGAGACUCGAGAUGCGGACAUCGUACUGAUGUACAUAAAAUGAUGCUGAACAAAGUUAAUUUAAAGAGAGAAAACGCCAAACUCAAUGCCUUUCGUGGGCUUUCGUCGCUGUUAAGAUUAUGGAUGCUUGCAAAUCUAUGGAAUUAUUGCAAUGGGCUGAUUCUUCGCCUCCCUUGCCUGGUCCAUGCAGAUUUCACGAUAUUCGAAAUUGAUUGGUCCCUACAAGGAAGCCUGUUGGCAACAAUACAAGGUAUCCAUGAUGCAGACUGCACGUUGGAAUGUGUAAAGCAUCCUAAAUGUAAAUCAUACAAUAUACAGAAUGUCACAGCAGUUUGUGAGCUGAACAGUAAGAUUGCUGGUGAAAAUGGAAGUAGUCUUGUUCAAAGACCUGGCUGGGUUUACAAGUCAACAGAUUACAACCAGACAGAGGUUGGAGAGACAUGCCAGAAGCUUCAUCCGUGUGCAAGUAACGUCCUCUGCAGGGAAACGUGUCACCAUCCUUACUACGAAUGCAUUCAUUGUGAUGAAAAGCAAACGGGCUUACAUUGCGACAAGCUGCAAGAUGAAGAUAAAUGCGAAAGUGAUCCAUGUCUGAACAAUGGAACAUGUACAAAUACUGAAGAGAGCUACAAAUGUACGUGUGCAUCUGGAUACACAGGCACUGCAUGUGAACAAGAAAUGAACGAAUGCGCCAGUCUUCCCUGCUUUCAUGGCGGGACCUGCGUUGACAAGCUGAAUAGCUUCGAAUGUACUUGUAAAUCUGGAUUCCAAGGAAAACAUUGUGAAUCAGAAAUUAUGGAAUGUCAGAGCUCUCCUUGCCAAAACGGUGGUAGAUGUAUAGAAAUGUUGAAUGGAUAUUCUUGCGUUUGCCAACCUGGAUACACCGGAACAGAAUGCUCAACAAAUAUCAACGAGUGUGCAAGCAACCCUUGUUUGAAUGGAGGUUCUUGCAAUGAUCAGGUUAAUGCUUACACCUGUAGCUGCGCAAAUGGAUGGACAGGGGUUUACUGUGCAGAUAUCGAUGAAUGCGCAAGUGCGCCAUGUCUCAGCGGUGGUACAUGUACGGACGAUGUUAAUUCUUAUCACUGCUCUUGCAUACCACCAUGGUAUGGAAGUACCUGCGCAGAUUUUGACGAUUGCGAUAGCUCCCCUUGCCAGAAUGGUGGCAAUUGCACAGACCUUGCAAACAGCUACAGCUGUUCAUGCCCUAGAGGAUACGGUGGAGUGGACUGCUCCCUAGAUAUCAACGAAUGUGCAAGCAGUCCUUGUUUGAAUGAAGGAACCUGCAUUGAUCGGGUUGGAUCUUAUUUCUGCUAUUGCACCACUGCAUGGACCGGGGAAAACUGUGCAGCUGUUAAUUAUUGUGCUUCGUCAGAUUGCGACUGGGGUGAAGAAUGCUUAAAUCUUCCAGAAGGCUUCCUUUGCUAUACUCCAAAUCAAUGGUGGUCCAGACGAAAAUGAGACUAAAACCAGCUGCAGUGAAAGACCAGGUGAAAUUAUUCUUUAUUGGUGUCACGGAUAUAAUCUAUUAUAAGCCAUAAAACCCAUUCAGUUACCUUACUUUCUUAUUGGCUAUUGUAGAUUUUAUCUUCAUGUAACGGACCCGUUGAAUUAUCGUAAUAUUAACCCGUAAUCUGUCUAUCAAAAGUAGUUGAUUUGUAAAAAGCUAAUUUUUUUCUGGCAAGAAAAAAAUUUAAAAGAAACUUGAAGGGAUUCAUUUAUCGUAAACAGUUGGACUGUCUUAAUUGUACUGAGAAAAAAAAACUUUAAUCCUUUUCUAGUCUAUUAACUUUUUUGCAAAAAAUGUGAUAUAUUUGAAGCCGAAGUGAAAAAGCUGGGAGAUUUUCUGUUGCCAAGAGCCGAACAAUACAAAUAUCGUUAAAUCGUUUAACAGAAAACUUGUGUCGUAUAAAUUGAAAAUAUAUGAAAGGGAUAGGAAACUAAAUAUAUUGCAGAUAUACCUUAAGCCCUGGUCAAACGCAUCCAACAUUUCAUCUAACAUUUACUCCCAAAAAAUUAGAAAGUUCGUUGAUAUUUUUGAGCGGGUGGUCAAGCGCAUCCAACAUUACAUCCAACAUUGAAAAUCAAAAUUUGUUCUUUACCGUGAUCAAACUUCAUCCAACUUCAGUUUGCAAAUGUUGGGUGACCCAACAUGGGUGGUCAAACGCAUCCAACGUUUCCUCCAACAUUGAAA